Molecule: messenger RNA, 579 nt
Organism: Papaver somniferum (opium poppy)
Lineage: Eukaryota; Viridiplantae; Streptophyta; Magnoliopsida; Ranunculales; Papaveraceae
Exons: 1
Coding region: 1-579 (192 amino acids)
Source: RefSeq, a predicted model, not a curated record
AUGGAAAAAUCUUUGGGAGAAGAUCGAGUUAACAGUAAAGGCCUAGGAGGACGUCGUAUAUGGGAUGCAAAUAGUUCACUCUAUGAUACGUUUGAGCUCCACUCCUUCAGACGUCAACUUGAUGCAGCCAUUAUCUCUUCUGCAAGGUCUCAAUCCAUGCCUCAUUUAUCCAGCGACCAUCGUCGGCUUCUUCAACAACAACAAGCAAAGUCCACUAAAACAACGACAGCAGUUUCGAAAAAAUCUAAAAUUUUCAGAUCUCUAAACAAAUUUCUCAGAUCAUUUUUGAGACAUAAGGCUAAUUCAGUUAAAGUGAAUAAAUUCGAUGCGGCUGCUGAAUGUGCUGAUCACUUUGGUCAUGAGUUAUCAACGAUCCAUGAGUAUCCAGAGUGGGGUUUUAAUAAAGGAUUUCCAUUCGAAGAAUCUGAUGAUGAUUCCAACUUUAAAAUCGCAAAGAAAGUUUCCGAUGAUUCGAUUAUCUUCAACAAGUCCAAGUUUGACGAAGACUUUAUAAUUGUGAAGAAAUUACCGUCUGAUCGGCUUACGUCCACAAGUGCAAUUGGUAUUUCCUUGAUGUAG